UCAGAGUUCCGAGGGGUUGCGAGGAACGAAGAGAGGGGUAUAAAAUCCCGGCCAGGUCCGGUUCAAUCUCAAUCGCGGUCUUAUCACGGUAUCUGUAUCGUCGUACAUUUAAUAGACCGCAACGUCCUACGGCAGUUCCGAGUUUAGAAUGUUCUUCAGGAUCCAAUCUGGAUGUUUCGUGGUGGUGGUUGCUAUUUGUCUGAUCCUGGCCCUUGGAACUGAGGCACAACUGAAUUUUUCUACGGGAUGGGGUAAAAGAAGCCAAAUCCCUCAAACGGGAGGUGGUAGUGCGAUGUGCUCAUCCCAGGGAAAACCUUCGUUGAAUCAACUUAUCGCUGUUUAUAAUCUGAUACAGAAUGAAGCUCAGAGGAUCUUGGAUUGUCAGAAAUUCGCCAAAUGAAUUAAAUCAAGUUUAAUAUUGGAAGAUGUAAAAUUCGCUAAAUUGAUGUUGUAUGAACGAAUCAUUAUUUGAAUAAAGCUUCGAUGUGAUAUGAAAA
Molecule: messenger RNA, 497 nt
Organism: Athalia rosae (coleseed sawfly)
Lineage: Eukaryota; Metazoa; Arthropoda; Insecta; Hymenoptera; Athaliidae
Product: hypertrehalosaemic prohormone-like
Exons: 3
Coding region: 149-400 (83 amino acids)
Cellular component (GO): extracellular region
Molecular function (GO): hormone activity
Source: RefSeq, a predicted model, not a curated record